UAACAUUCAAAAAUUUGAAAAUUUUCUGUCAGUGACAUCCAAAACACCUUACAUAAACACACCCCUACACUGUACACAAUUUUAUUCAUGGAUUGAAAAUUUCACACUUUCUCAAUAACCAUCUACAUUACAAGUAACAUGAAAGGCAUCCUGAAAACGAACAAAUCAACACACUGCGUCACACCGUCUCAAAACAAUCGACUAAAAAAACAAAUCAAGCCCAAAAAACCCUCCUCCCUACCAUCAACCCCAUCCAAAGAAAAAUGCGUCACUUUCGAAAAUUACAGCCCCCCUGGUGUGGAACUCAUCUGCCCUAAACCAUCAGGUCUGAGUGGAAAAAUGGAGAAAAUAAUCCCUCAAAUAGUUGAUAAAAUGGUGGGGGAAACACUGACUGUCCCUGUGAGACGGUUGAAAUCUUUUCAGAUUGUAGAAAGAGAGAGAAGUAUUGAGCCAGUUGAGAGGAGAAAUGUUAGACUGAGAAGAAAUAAUAUUAGAAAACCUUCUACUGUGAAACUGGGCUCAAAAAAUGUGAACAAGGAACUCACAGAUGAAACUAAAAUACUAAAUAGAAGUUCUAGAACAAAUAUUAAACCGCUGUGUAAGAGCAAACUAACCAACCAUACUUUUACCCCGUUGAAACUUACUAGAAAUUUGGAAGAGAAGAGUUUAGAAAACUGGGGGGUUGAUAAGACAAAUAAAGUGGGAAACGGAGAGAAGACGGAGCAGAAAAGGAGUUUGGAGAGUGGUGUGGAAAGGAGAGCAAGUGAGAAGAGGAAUUAUUUUGAAGAGAGUGAAGACGAAUCUGGAGAUAAUGAUAACAAUAAUAAUAAUUGUUUUGAUGAAUAUAGACCAGAGGGGAAACCUAGUGUUAUAAGGAUUAAUAUAGUUUUGUGAAGAGUUGGGAAGUAAGUAUAAUGUUAUAAUACAGUAAGGGUGUUGAAGGUUCAAGAAUGGAGUUGGAGAAGAAAUUUGGCGGCCAUGGAGAAAUUUAAGGAAGUCCACAUCGUACUAUGAAACUUGGUCUAAAAAAAUAGAUUGAAGAAAUUUGGAAAGUAUAGUGUAUAAACGGGAGAACAAUUGAGAAGAAUUUUAAUAGAAAGAAGAAUCUUGAAAAAUAAUAAGCAAAACAUAAAAUAAAUUAUACAUCUGGAGAAUGAAGAAUAUGAGUCCUACAGCUUAGUCUGGUGGUUUUGAAGAUUCAUUUGAUUAUUAUAAUUUUUCUCAUUAUCGAAUAUUAAAGAUAGAUUGAGUAAA
Molecule: messenger RNA, 1254 nt
Organism: Nilaparvata lugens (brown planthopper)
Lineage: Eukaryota; Metazoa; Arthropoda; Insecta; Hemiptera; Delphacidae
Exons: 2
Coding region: 139-894 (251 amino acids)
Source: RefSeq, a predicted model, not a curated record